This is a messenger RNA of Populus trichocarpa (black cottonwood), 1218 nucleotides long. RefSeq lists its product as uncharacterized. Gene Ontology annotation, biological process: DNA integration. The coding region runs from base 1 to 1218 and encodes 405 amino acids. Lineage: Eukaryota; Viridiplantae; Streptophyta; Magnoliopsida; Malpighiales; Salicaceae. The record is from RefSeq and is a predicted model, not a curated record. The transcript has a single exon. Gene Ontology annotation, molecular function: RNA-DNA hybrid ribonuclease activity; nucleic acid binding.
AUGUUCUUUGAUGGCGCAACACGACAAAAUGGAGCCGGGGCUGGGGUUAUAUUCAUCAUACCGGAAGGAGAGGUCUUGCCUUUCUCCUUUUCACUUACCGAAUGUUGUUCUAAUAACAUGGCCGAAUAUCAAGCCUUGAUUCUUGGGUUGAAAAUGGCAGUGAAUAUAAAGAUGUCUCGCCUUAAAGUUUUUGGGGAUUCUCAAUUAGUCAUCAGACAGCUCCUCUCACUAUAUGAAGUCAAGAAGCCGGAAUUCAUCCCAUAUCACAAGUAUGCACUUAAACUGAUAACAUCCCUUGAUUGUGUCACUUUAGAACAUGUGCCACGAAAAGAGAAUAAGCAAGCCGAUGCCUUAGCAAAUCUGUCGUUAACAUUAACAUCAUGUAGUGAGGAGAUAAAAGUCCCUGUAUGUCAAAGAUGGGUUGUUCCACCACUAAAUCAUGACAUAAAAGAGAAAGAACAAGUGGGUGUAGUUUCUGUCUACGAGAUUGAAAGAGAAGACUGGCGUCAGCCGCUUAUCGAUUAUUUGAGACAUGAAGAGCUACCUAAAGACCUACGCCAUAAGACAGAGGUGAGGCGAAGAGCUUCUCGCUUCAUAUACUUCCAAGGCACUCUUUACCGAUGCUCUUUUGACGAAGUCUUUUUGAGCUGUCUCGAAGAAGAAGAAGCAACAAAAGCACUAGAGGAAGCUCACUCAGGGAUCUGUGGAGCACACCAAUCAGGCCCUAAACUUCACUUCCAGAUCAAAAGAAUGGGAUAUUACUGGCCAACAAUGGUGAAGGAUUGCAUAGACUAUGCUAGAAAAUGUCAAAGUUGUCAAUUGCAUGCUAAUUUGAUCCACCAGCCACCCGAGCCUUUACACCCGACAGUUGCCUCUUGGCCCUUUGAUGGUUGGGCACUGGAUGUGGUAGGACCAUUGCCGAAAAGCUCUGGGGGGCAUCUUUACAUAUUGGAUGCAACAGAUUACUUCUCCAAGUGGGCAGAAGCUACAGGAUUAAAAGAGGUCAAGAAAGAGACAGUUGUAAACUUCAUUCAAACAAACAUCAUUUACCGUUAUGGGGUACCAAGAUACAUCAUAACCGAUAAUGGAAAGGAGUUCUACAAUACAGCCAUGAAUAAGUUGUGUGCACAGUUCAGUUUCAAACAACAUAACUCUUCUAUGUACAAUGCUCUGGCUAAUGGUUUGGCAGAAGCCUUCAACAAGACUGUGAUGUUUUGA